GCAAUGUAUUCGAUAUUGCUUCGACAACCGUCCAGCUCUAGCAUAAACAGCUGACUAAAUAAUGCACUGAUGAUAUCGAUAUCGGCAUUUUACAGCACUACUCUGUACCUUUCAAAUAGAGGAUAUCACCGAGAUGUCCGUUACACUGCACACAGAUGUUGGGGAUAUAAAAAUAGAGCUAUUUUGUGAAGAAUGUCCGAAGGCUUGUGAAAAUUUUUUGGCUCUGUGUGCGAGCGAUUAUUACAGCGGCUGUGCCUUCAUUCGAAGCAUUAAAGGGUUCAUUGUGCAAACUGGAGAUCCUAGCAAUACUGGAAAGAAUGGCCAGUCCAUUUGGGGAGACAAAUUUGAAGAUGAGUUUAAAGAAAACCUCAAGCACACAGAUCGUGGCAUGGUCUCAAUGGCUAACAACGGGCCCAAUGCCAACGCAAGUCAAUUUUUCAUUACCUAUGCUGCCCAGCCCAAUCUCGACCUAAAAUACACGCUAUUUGGGCGAGUUAUAGACGGCUUCGAUGCACUCGACGAGCUGGAAAAGCUGCCCGUAAAUCCCAAGAACUAUCGUCCACAUGUCGAUAAGAAAAUCAAUGGAGUAACCAUACACGCAAAUCCGCUGGCAGCAUGAAAAUUGUAAACAUACAUUUGUCUUUAAGAUUUGUUUAUUGUACUUGUCUAUCCCUUAAGAUAUAUAAUAAUUUCUUUUAGUUAAUUUAAACUAUUAAUUGAGAACUAGCAAUCAUUGUGUAAAAUUGCUAUUGCCUAAUAUUAAAAUCAGCCAAGUCAAGAGUUUUUAUUUUCAUUAAAGUGUUUGUAUAUAAAAUUGCA
Molecule: messenger RNA, 819 nt
Organism: Scaptodrosophila lebanonensis
Lineage: Eukaryota; Metazoa; Arthropoda; Insecta; Diptera; Drosophilidae
Product: peptidyl-prolyl cis-trans isomerase-like 3
Exons: 3
Coding region: 134-619 (161 amino acids)
Biological process (GO): protein peptidyl-prolyl isomerization
Cellular component (GO): catalytic step 2 spliceosome
Molecular function (GO): peptidyl-prolyl cis-trans isomerase activity
Source: RefSeq, a predicted model, not a curated record